This is a messenger RNA of Saprolegnia parasitica CBS 223.65, 759 nucleotides long. RefSeq lists its product as hypothetical. Lineage: Eukaryota; Oomycota; Saprolegniomycetes; Saprolegniales; Saprolegniaceae. The transcript has a single exon. Gene Ontology annotation, molecular function: cellulose binding. The record is from RefSeq and is a predicted model, not a curated record. Gene Ontology annotation, cellular component: extracellular region. Bases 121 to 669 code for a protein of 182 amino acids. Gene Ontology annotation, biological process: carbohydrate metabolic process.
AACCACAGCCAGUGCAACGGCCAGAACUGGCCGUUCGGCGUGUGCUGCAAGGACGCGAACUUUGAGUGCAACAAGAAGAACGACUACCUGUCGCUCUGCGAGCCCAAGAAGAAGCAGGAGAUGGCUGCGGAAGCCGCCAUGAUCGAGGCGUGGCAGCAAUGCGGCGGCAAGGACUGGGUCAACCCCGGGUACCCGCGCUGCUACACGGGUCUCCGCUGCGUGUUUAUCAACGACUGGUACUCGCAGUGCCAGCCGGGCGAGCAGCCCAACACGCUCGACAAGUACGCGCAGUGCGGCGGCAAGGGCUUUGACGCCAAGGGCAAGUCGUGCCGUAUGGAAGACGAGUGCAAGGCCAUCAACGAGUACUACUCGCAGUGCCAGACCCGCAUGGGCAUGAUGGACGGCCAAGCGGGUGUCGUCGCUGUCUGGCAGCAGUGCGGCGGCAACGGCUACAAGGGCGAUACGUCGUGCACGACCGGCAACGAAUGCGUCAAGAUCAACGACUGGUACUCGCAGUGCAAGCCGGCGGCGACGGCGGCCGAUCGGUUCGCGACGUGGGCCCAGUGCGGCGGCCGCAACAACAACUUCCAGGCCAACGGCAAGAAGUGCCGCGACGAGGACAAGUGCGAAAAGUACAACGACUUCUUCUCGCAGUGCAUCCCCAAGUAGAUUGACGACCUUUGCUCGGAUCCGUUUUGGUUUAAUCUAUAAGAUCUAGAUGUUCUUUUAUCACUAUCGUCAAGAUGGACGAGGGACAAG